AGGCCACCACCCACAACAUGUUAGGUCAAUCUGAGGGAAUUCUUGGUGCGCAUGCAUUACUUUCAGAGUGAUUGAUCAUCUAUCUGGAGUCCUUAUAAUUUAAUGAAUCUGUUUUAAGGUAGGCAUUAUCUUUUAAAAGUGGACCUUGUUGAAAGCUUCCUCCUGUUUUUGCAGUUUUUCAUUUCCUGUCUAAAACCACACAGCUACAUGGCCGUCACUAAAGAGGAACUUUUCUCAAGCGGCCUGAAGUUGUUUUUUUCCUAUGGUCAUUUCCUCAAAACUAUGUUAGCAACACCCACAAGCUGAAUGCAGGCAACAGCUAGGCAACCGCAAAGUCGCUCAAGGCUUUACAAAUUUCUUAUUGUUCAACACCAAUGGUGGAUUCUGUAGUUUCUAAAAAUACAUGAGGUAUUUCUUGUAUACAUGAAGCUGUGCAGGUUACACAAAUGCAGGGAAAAGUUAGACUAGUAGAAAUGAAAGUCAGCAAUGAUGUGUAUGCAUGACAGUAAGAAAUAUACAGUUGCUAAACCAAACAGACGCAAUGAUAAAAUAUGACAUGCAAUUGGGCUAACUCAAAUUAAGGUUAAACAUUUAUGUUUUUGUCAACCUUCAAAAAGAGCAAAAUUAUGAACUCAAAUAUUUUUGGUGGAACUUGUGUUUCAACUGCAAUGCACUGCCUGUCUACAACCACAAAUCAAGAUCUGAGGCUGGGGUAAUGUUUCACACUUUUACAGAAGCUUUGUUACAUGCAUUCCCAUUCAGCUUUUCUGAUACUUAAUACAUUCAUGGUUUAUAAAGUCACAUCGAAAAUAAUGUUGUUUCACAUGAGGGUACUGGAGGACUAGUUUCCAUGGCUGGAGUCUGGGGGUCCAUGGUUCAUCACAUGACUCAUGACACCCCUCCCUCCUUUCCAGGGUUAGAACUCACAUAUGGUUUUAGUCUCUUGUAAAAAUGUGUCUGUCCUUUUAAGAACCCUCAAUCCAAACAGUAGACCUAACUGACUUGCUGACUGACUAGCUUGCUAAAUGGCUGCAACAUCUCAGCUCCUUCUGCUUCUCUGUACUGUUUCACUUGAGGUCAUCCUGCAGCCAGUGGACAGUGCAGACGCCCCCAUUCUCGCUGUCAAGGGGGGCUCGGUCCAGCUGGACGUCCAGGCCAGCCUCAAGGGCAUGGACAUCGAGUACAUCUUCUGGAGGUUUAACCUCACACACAGCGUGUUGCGCUACAGCAACGAGUCCAAAAACCCUCUGAAGGUCUACCAGGAGUACGAGAACCGGGUGGACCUGAACCCCAAGACCUACACUCUGGUUCUGAAGAACCUGCAGGAGACGGACAACGGGAUCUACAGUGCCAAGAUAACAGACCACCGUGGGUACGAGAAGGACGUGGCUAAGCAUGAGCUGCACGUUCACGAGGCAGUCCCAGACCUGGAGUUCACCAUGCUGCUCAUCUACUUCAACUCCACCGAGGGCUACUGCAACGUGUCAGUGACCUGUGCGGCCGGGGACAGCUCCGUGGCCUACACCUGCGACCCGGGCGGCUGCACCCAGGACCUGGCGGUCCUCGUCACGCCGCAGCUGCUGCUGGGCGUCACCGGGGCCGGCGGCACGGUGGUGUGCAACGGCAGCAACCUGGUCAGCGCCAGGAGCCGGUGGGGCCGCAUGAGUGACGUCUGCACUGAGGAGCUGGUCUCCUCUCCCAUGUCUCUGCUGGGGCCCACUGUGAUCCUGGUGGACAUCCUCACUGCCCUCCUCCUCAUCUACCUCCUUCUCUACUGCCUGGUCAUCAGACCUAAACACACAGGAGUAUUCACCACCACAAAGAAAAUGAAAAUGAAAUGUGCCUCCAUCGAGUUGCUGCACGUGAAUGAGUUUGAGGAAGUGUUGAAGGACCCCUCCCUCCCUGACUAUCUGAGAGGAGCAGCCAUCUAUAGCAUAUCACGAGGCAGGAAGCCCCCUCUGCCUCGCCUGGGACACCCCAUACCAGACCACACAGACACCUACACACUGGCCAGACUAUAGACCCCAGGAAUGUCUCACUAGAUCAGUGGGAGUCUGAAAGACAGACUGAGGUGUAGUAAGACCUCUUGGCCACAAGAAGGCAGGUUUGCCAAAACUAAAAUAGAAGUUGAAGCCAGAAAAAUGCAGAAUCGCAUCUUAUUGGGGAUAGAAAAAGAAGCUGUUGAGUGUUUACAUAUGACUCACUGCGCUGUCUUGGUCAAUCCUUGUUCAACUUCGUAAUAUCAGACUUUAAAUCUGGGUUAAGAUGAGAAGAAACUUCAAGAUAAAAGCUUGUUAAAAUGCACUUUAUACAUGUAUUCUAUUUAUUUUUUGUAAAAUGGAUGCUUUGGCCUGUCUGCCCUUUUCUUCUUGCCAUUUUAAUUAAAACUAUUUCCUCUGGCAGGUUUAUUUACAGGUUUCUUCCCUCCUUUACUGGAUUUGCAGUGUACGAAAAAGUUGAGGUGCUGGAUCCCUAUAACCAAUCAUUUUGUUGACAUGUUGCAUUGUAUUAUUGAAAUGUUUUUUUGCAACUUUGGUUAACACAUUUAGGAUGUCAAUUGUUUGUCAACAAUAGUAUUUCAUGAAUUGUUGAGGACGUCACCCAUUCUACAGUAAUCCAUGGUUUUACCAGAAGAAACUUUAGUUUGUUUGGUCGCAGUGGGUGACAAAAGUUAGCAUUUUAGUAUUUUAUUGAUUCUAUGUGUAUCUGGGUGUCAACCUGCCCCCACCUCUCCUAUGUUAAAAUCUGGAGUUGCUGGACAAGGUCUCAACAUGAUAGAUCUCACACCCCAUUCUGUAACUUACAGUUGAUGAGAAAGGGUCAAGAAGUGGUCUGAUUGGUUGUUCUUGUGCAUAAAAUGAGUGGUGAAGAAUUGUUAUGUGGAUUCUUCAUCUCCUGAGACCUUCUCCUUAGUUUUGGUUGUUCGGACAAUAUUUAACCCCCUACAUAUGGGAGCAGUGGUGCUACAAUAAAUAAAACAGUACUUAAUUUCAAUUGUAGCUGCAAAACUAAUCAUGAAUAUCUGAUCACAUUAACACACCAAUAAAACGGUGUUCUAAAAGAUGUCUAAAAGUCUCAAAUUAG
Hypomesus transpacificus is the source of this 3084-nucleotide messenger RNA. RefSeq lists its product as uncharacterized. The coding region runs from base 1026 to 2021 and encodes 331 amino acids. The record is from RefSeq and is a predicted model, not a curated record. Lineage: Eukaryota; Metazoa; Chordata; Actinopteri; Osmeriformes; Osmeridae. The transcript has 6 exons.